AUGUUAGUAUUGAAAAACAUGUUCCUUGACAAAAUAAAACCAACUACAGAAAUAAACGACGCAAGACUGAAAGAUUGGGUAAAAGCUUUCCCAUUCACAAAGGAUAUUAUUGGUAACAUGGAAAGAAAACCAGAAUGGCUACAAAAACAUAUAUUUGGAAACGAGCUUAUUCCAUAUGGACAGGCACUGUUUGAAGAGCUUGAACCGGAAACUCAGGAAAGAGUCAUGCAAACAAUACGCAAAGACUCAAAUACAAACUAUGACAAACUCUUUCUAGGAUAUAGGUUACCUGAGAUGGGCGACCAGAGCCCAAAGGCAAAAAGGACAUGGGAAAUUUACAACAUACUAGGUGAACAUGAGGCAAAGAUGCAACAACUUGAAGCAGAGGGCAAGUUACCAAAAGCGACACCAAAGAAGAAGAGAAGAGUAGAACAAAGUGAAAGUAGUGAAGAAGUAACUUCAUCUAGUGAAAGUAGUGGCAAUGAAGGAAAAAGAAGAGUUAAAAACUCAGUCAGGAAGAAAGUAAAGCUUGGUCCACGUGGGUUCUAUUAUGACACAUAA
Molecule: messenger RNA, 561 nt
Organism: Trichomonas vaginalis G3
Lineage: Eukaryota; Parabasalia; Trichomonadida; Trichomonadidae
Product: protein of unknown function, DUF4106 family
Exons: 1
Coding region: 1-561 (186 amino acids)
Source: RefSeq, a predicted model, not a curated record